UUUUUUUUUUUUUGGCGUUGUACCAUUUAACAUACAAGCCACGCAUAAAUGUUAAAAUAGAAUCUUUUCGACACUACGUAAAUUAAUCCACAACCUUAGUUUCAUUCAAACAAAGCAAACAUCUCACAUUUGCUACAUCGGCUCUUUGACUUGUUGUACAUAGAAACAUUGACAGCGGGGACAACAAACUAUCCAGCUGGUUGAGGCUAGUCUGUCAGUGUUCAACUGUGUUUAUCGUAUUUCUUCAUGUGCAGUUUGUUUGGAAGAAUAUGGCUGUGUAUAAAUAAUAUUCCCUUGGGGUCACCUGUUUUUCAUUUUAUCAAAGUGCUACCGGCUUUAAAAAAUCGGUUGACACCUUGACGUUGGGUCAAUAGCGACUUAAGUCUGGAAGCUUGUAACCCUCCUCGUGCACGAAAGCCCAUAUGGCGACUCUUUCAAACCGUACAGUCUUGUAGAGAUUCAAACAAUCUUUACGUUUUGCAGGUUAAGCCCAGUUGAAAAGGAGUAAGGCGGAGACAACACAAGUUCUAGUUAUUCAGUGAUUGGAGGUUUGGUUGGAUCAAAUAAAAAGGAGAGAGAUUAACGAAAGACAAAUGUAAACCCAAUUCAAAGGAUUGCAAUGACACUGCGGAACAACAAGCCUUUUGUACGGUGAAAACCAAAUUAGAACCCACAUGCUGAAAAUAAUGAUAAAACAAAGUACGCGGAAACUGGAACAAACUUAACUGAUGGCGUCCUUUCAGGUUGACAACGUAAACACUUCAAGGAAUGCAAGUCAGCGGAUGAACAGUUCCAACGACACGGACUCGACAAACACGAAACUGUCGAUGGAACUCUUAACAGUGAUUCAAAUCACUUGCUAUUCUGUUAUUAUCGUCAUUGGUACCAUUGGAAACUUGAUGCUGAUCAUUAACUUGGCUCUCAAGCGCAGCCGCAAAACUAGCCAGUAUUUUAUUUUAAAUCUCGCAGCGGUCGAUCUGUUGACUUGCACGCUAAGUAUACCGUUUGACAUCACUCUACUCGUGCUAGGCGGUUGGCCGUUUGGUCGGGUGAUGUGCAGGCUCGUUUAUCCUUUACAAACAGUUUUUAUGGCCGUUUCUGUGUCAACAUUGCUGUGCAUGGCGUUGGAGCGCCACCGUGCUAUACUCUACCCGCUCAAGCCCAAGAUGACCGGCACAGUUAUAAAACUGGUAAUAUUUCUCGUUUGGGCAAUAAGUGGUGGAUUAGUAUCGCCGUAUGCUGUUGCGCUUAAGAUGAAAGACGGCGAGUGCGUGGAGAAUUGGCCUGGUAACGAUCCAAGGUACCCGGAAGCCUUCACUCUAUGCGUGUUCCUGAUUCUCUAUUUGAGCCCACUCUGCGUCAUCACAGCGGCCUACGCUCGUGUGGGGGUAAGACUUCGUGCCAACAGUCUCAAGGCGGAGCUACUUGUUGGAACUAGUAGAGAUAAGAACCGAUUGUCUAAGUCCCGUACGCGUCGAAAUAUUCGAAUUGUUAAGUUUUUUGUCUUGGCCGUGGUCGCUUUUGCCGUGUGUUUAUUGCCUUUCCAGGUCAUGUGGAUGUGGAGUGACUUCGGAAAUGGUCAGAAAUGGAAACAUUUCAACACAUUACUCACUUUCGCUAACGUAAUGGUUUAUGCCAAUAGCGCUGUCAACCCUUACAUAUUCGGCGCUCUUGGUCGCAGAUACAGUUCUUGCAGGUGCCUUCACCGGCCACGAAAGCAGACACCACGUCAUUUCAAACGUGGCACUUUUCCGUUUUGUGGCUUCUGCACGAAGACGAAGAAGAACUCUUCAGUAAACCGAAAUUUGGUUUCUCCUGCAGGCAGCACAUCAAACCGAAGUACAAGUCCAAUAGAGAAAGGAAACCGCCAUAGAGAAAAACAAGUUAACAUUCAGUUAGAAUCAAUGGUUUAAAGUCUGAGGGACAAAACGAAAUUACUUUCCACGUUCACAAGAGGUUGAUCUGCAUGAAGUAGAUAGAGACACUGAUGGCGGUAAGAAAACUCGAGCCAUCGGCGAGUUUUUCCUCAGUUUUAAACUGAUCUCAGUUAACUAGCGUGUCUUGUGACCCAGAUAGUACAAUACAAGACUCUCUUCUUUGUCAGUCUUAUGCUAGGACUCGAUUUUAUGAGGCGCAAACAAUUAUACAUUCCAUGUUUUAUCUCAGGGUGCGUUCCUUUGGGGUGAUCUGGGUCAGGAUCAGUGAUCCGAGAUCACUCAGAUCAUGGUACAUCAAAGGAACCGAUGAAUCAGUGACCAGAGAGGAUUCUUCGAUUCCUUUGAUGCCCCAUGAUCUGAGUGAUCUGAUCCAGAUCACCCCAAAGGCACGCACCCAUUGAUAAGAUGAUGUGAUACUCUGAUA
This is a messenger RNA of Orbicella faveolata, 2361 nucleotides long. RefSeq names its product neuropeptide Y receptor type 2-like. Gene Ontology annotation, cellular component: plasma membrane. The record is from RefSeq and is a predicted model, not a curated record. Lineage: Eukaryota; Metazoa; Cnidaria; Anthozoa; Scleractinia; Merulinidae. Gene Ontology annotation, molecular function: G protein-coupled receptor activity. Gene Ontology annotation, biological process: G protein-coupled receptor signaling pathway.